CCUUCUGCAACCAUACUCAAGUUUUUUAUUUUGCCUCUCUAGUAUAUCCAAUGGAUCAGCAGAAGAAGACCACCUCUGGGGCUCUCCAGGCACCACUGACCGCACCUAGCAACAAUCCUACUGCUGCAGCUCAGGCACUCCUCCAUAACCCUGGUGCUGCUCAAGCACUUGCCAAUAAUCCGGGUGCUGCUGCGGCUGCUGAGGCAAUCCUUGGAAACCGAGGUGCUACUUAUCAGCCACUCCUUAAUAACACUCAUGUCGGUCAGCAACACAUGGGCGUUCCCGGUGCUAGUAUCAGCAAACCUAGUACAGGUGAGGCACUCAUGAAGGGUCAUACUGGUUCUCAUGCACUCAUCCGAAGUGACCGUGGGAGCAUGUUAAGCUUGUCAGAUGACAAUGUGAUGAUGAAGCAAAUAUUGGCAACUCAUGCUCCUGAUGGUCGAGAAUUUGAUGUUAGACCUCUACUCAAUCUGGUUGAGGACAUCCUCAAUCGAGCUUCCCAGCAUGUUGAUUUUCUUGUUAAGGGUACUACUCAAGCUCAAAUCGAAAUGGAAGAGAAAGCCCUACAAGCAAACCAUAUAGUUAUGCUUGAAGCUCUUACAUAUACCAUUGACCGAAUUGCCUCCGAGCUAUCAUACAAGGCUUUGGGGGGUUCGGAUGCACAUGCAACAACAACUGCAAUAUUCAACUUGCUAUCAAGCUAUACAUGGGAUGCUAAGCUAGUAUUAUCCCUAUCAGCCUUUGCCUUGAACUAUGGAGAAUUCUGGCUUCUUGCUCAGAUUUACUCAACUAACCAACUUGCCAAGUCAAUGGCAAUCCUGAGGCAAUUGCCGUCUCUCCUGGAGCACACAGCUCCUCUGAAACCCCGAUUUGAUGCACUUAACAAUUUGAUUCGGGCAAUGAUAGAUCUUACUAAAUGUGUUGUUCAGUUCACACAGCUGCCAUCAACAUACAUUUCUCAGGAUGUACCGGUAUUGGAGACUGCCAUAAACCUCUUCCCAACUGCUGUCUAUUGGACCAUCAGGAGUAUGGUGGCUUGUGCAACUCAAAUUUCCAACCUUUCUAGCAUGGGUCAUGAGUUCGGAAUAUCAACCACAGAGUCGUGGGAGCUGUCCACCUUGGCUCACAAACUCAGAAACAUAUAUGAACUCCUAAAGCAGCAGCUGAACCUUUGCUACCAAUAUAUAGAGGAAAAGACAGAUGUUGCAUUUUAUCAAUUGCUUCUGACACUCUUUGACCCGAACGCCUUGCAUAUCGACAACAUGAAAGUUCUCAAGGCCUUAAUUUAUGAUAAGGAUGAUAAACUACCGCUUCUUGAUGGUGCUACAAAGAGACGAGUUAGCCUGGACGUGCUAAGAAGGAAAAAUGUGCUCUUGCUCAUUUCAAGCCUCGAAUUCGCCAACGAUGAGCUAGCAAUUCUUGAGCAGAUAUAUAAUGAAUCAAGGAUCCAUGCAACGAGGCUCGAGAGUCAGUAUGAAGUCGUUUGGAUCCCAAUUGUGGAUCAUUCCAUCAUCCCAUUGCCUGAAGAAAUGCAAACCAAGUUCGAGAACCUACAAAGUACCAUGCCAUGGUACUCAGUGCAGGACCCUUUGGUCAUAAAGAAGCCGGUCAUCAGGUUCAUCAAGGAGGUUUGGCAUUUCAGGACAAAGCCAAUCCUUGUGGUGCUUGAUCCUCAAGGGAAGGUGGUUUCCCCUAAUGCAAUUCACAUGAUGUGGAUCUGGGGAAGCACUGCUUUCCCCUUUACUAGUUUAAGAGAAGAAGCUCUUUGGAGGGAAGAGACAUGGAGGCUUGAUCUUCUGGUUGAUGGAAUUGACCCAACGGUCCUCAAUUGGAUUAAAGAAGAAAAAUACAUUUUCUUGUAUGGAGGGGAUGAUGUCGAGUGGGUAAGAAGAUUUGCAAAUUCAGCACGCAGUGUAGCAUCUGCGUCUCGCAUUCCUCUUGAGAUGGUUUAUGUGGGGAAAAGCAGGAAAAGGGAGCAUGUGAAGAAAGUUGUAGGAAUUAUCAAUGCGGAGAAGCUUAGCUAUGCUUGGCAAGACCCGACCAUGGUGUGGUUCUUUUGGACCAGGUUAGAAAGUAUGCUGUUUUCGAAGAUUCAGUUAGGCAGGGCAGAUGACCAAGACCCAAUGAUGCAACAAAUAAAGAAGCUGCUUAGCUAUGGCAGAGAAGGUGGAUGGGCAGUGCUUAGUAGAGGGUCUAAUAUAGUGGUGAAUGGCCAUUCCACCACAGUUUUGCCUACUUUGGGUGGUUAUGAUGAAUGGAAAGUGAACAUAGCUGAACUAGGAUUCGAUAUGGCAUUCAAAGAGUACCAUGACAAGCUUCAUGAUGUUGCUCACCCUUGUUGUCGGUUCCAGUUCCCGACCAUCAUAAGGACCCCUGAGAACAUGAGGUGCCCAGAGUGCCAUCGCGUUAUGGAGAGAUACACAUCAUUCAUCUGUUGCCAUGAUGACAAAGGCAUUCCAGGCUCGCUAUUUUAAGCUGGGAUCAGGUUUCAUCACUGUUUUUCCAUCUACUAUUCUCACUAAAUAAAGAUGUUCCUAUGGGACUCAAAUUAAAAAAAAAAAUUCUUCUAAAUUCACUUUGGCUGCUAAGGAUUUGUGGUUGACAUGUAUUGCCGGUGGGCACUUUGAGGCCUAAGUUGGAGUAGUUUAAUAGUUAAACGUAAAAUAAUGAUGUUUGGUUUCAACAUUAUUGUCAAGUAUAUUAUGUUACAAACUGAAAACUUCAUUUGACUAAGAACUUCUUUUGCUUUA
This is a messenger RNA of Gossypium raimondii (Peruvian cotton), 2750 nucleotides long. RefSeq names its product protein SIEVE ELEMENT OCCLUSION B. Bases 51 to 2474 code for a protein of 807 amino acids. The transcript has 7 exons. The record is from RefSeq and is a predicted model, not a curated record. Gene Ontology annotation, biological process: phloem development. NCBI's taxonomy places the organism in Eukaryota, Viridiplantae, Streptophyta, Magnoliopsida, Malvales, Malvaceae.